UCCACACUUGCCCGUAUGACUCCCCAGGAGGAUGCGCAAGCCGUCCUUACACACUGGGCACUCUGUAAGAGAAUGACAACCAGAGGGCGGGCUGAUAACUAAGGACAUUCUAGGAAAGAAUCUAUUGCGCGCGAAUGAAAUGAUUAGCGCGUCAUGAUAUUGCAACUAAGUGAUUGAGCAAUGCAAGACACUGACUCAAACUGUUAGCUUUGCUUUUGUUUUGUUUUUGCUUUGGACUGAUUUUAAACCAUCUUCUCGUGGAAAAUGUACAUCGAGAACUGAAAUUCUUCAUUUGGGGAGCCUCGUUGCUUGAGUUUCCAAAGUGGAUAUUGCCUUAAAAACCAACGUUAAGAUCCGCGCGGGACACCAGGUGUCCUAUUGCCUUGAACUAUGUCUAUGACAUCAACUUUUGGAUUUACCCAAGAGCAGGUUGCCUGCGUCUGCGAGGUCCUUCAGCAAGGUGGGAGUAUCGAACGUCUCGGACGCUUUCUGUGGUCCUUACCUGCUUGUGAGCACCUCCACAAAAACGAGAGCGUUUUGAAAGCGAAGGCUGUGGUAGCUUUUCACCGGGGCAACUUCAGGGAGCUCUACAAAGUAUUAGAGAGCCACCAGUUUUCUCCGCACAACCACCCUAAACUGCAACAGCUCUGGCUGAAAGCUCACUAUAUCGAAGCGGAGAAAUUACGCGGUCGUCCUCUGGGCGCAGUGGGAAAAUACCGCGUGCGCAGAAAGUUUCCGCUGCCUCGCACCAUCUGGGAUGGAGAGGAGACCAGCUACUGUUUUAAGGAGAAGAGCCGGUGUGUACUUAAAGAGUGGUACACUCACAACCCGUACCCUUCCCCGAGAGAGAAGAAAGAACUGGCAGAGGCCACUGGCCUCACCACGACUCAGGUCAGCAACUGGUUCAAGAACAGGAGGCAGAGAGACCGUGCAGCAGAAGCAAAGGAAAGGGAAAACGAUGGUGCAAAUCCAAACGGUCACAACCCACUGACCUCUCACGUGAACGAAAACAAAUCACUAUGCGAAAGUUCAGAGGACGACAAAUCUCCCGCGGCGACCCCGGAUCACAGCUCCAUGAGCCCAGCCAUCCUUAUGCCCUCCAGCUCGGGUCUGACACCCCUGCACAGCUUCGCGCCUCCGCCCGGCCCCAGCGCCUCCAUCAUCCCCGUCAGCGGCUCAGACGCUCAGAGCCACCUCCACUUCUCCAUGCACGACGGCCUUCUCAACACCAUGACGGCCAGCCUGGUGGAACAUGGAUCAUAAGAAAUAAAACACUUAAUCUUUGACUUUUCCCCCAGUUACUAGCUUCGUUAUCAUAGGCUACCAAACAUGAGUUAGUCAAGCUGAGAGGACAUAAAAAUAAAAAUUAAAAA
Molecule: messenger RNA, 1373 nt
Organism: Carassius carassius (crucian carp)
Lineage: Eukaryota; Metazoa; Chordata; Actinopteri; Cypriniformes; Cyprinidae
Product: homeobox protein SIX2-like
Exons: 2
Coding region: 391-1263 (290 amino acids)
Biological process (GO): regulation of transcription by RNA polymerase II
Cellular component (GO): transcription regulator complex; nucleus
Molecular function (GO): RNA polymerase II cis-regulatory region sequence-specific DNA binding; DNA-binding transcription factor activity, RNA polymerase II-specific
Source: RefSeq, a predicted model, not a curated record